CUUACAAUGAACUGGACAGUUCCUUCCUGUAAUACUAUCAUUAUUGGCUUUAACAACUUUGUGAACAGACAACGUUGAUUUCAGGCCAUUCAGAGUAGUCACAGGAUCCCUCUAGACGCCACGUAAGAUUUCGGACGUCCUCUCCUCAGGGCAGUCGCCUCAGCAAGGCAUGGCAGCUUCGGAAGGCAACCAGUCUACACCAAUCAAGCCUGGGUCCCGCCAGGGUAUCACGAACAAGGUCGGGCGUAAUGCAGCCGAGCUGGCAAAGCCCUGUUUCCCGGCCGGGACGUCGAGGGUUUCGCGCUCGCGAGCAACAAGGGCGCUGGGCCUUCGAAAGCGGAAGCCUGUUAGCCCUCAGUCGCCUCCAAGUCCUAACCAGGAAAGCGCAGUAAAUAGCCGGACUGGCAAAGUUGCGUUUGGCCCAUGGCUGGGUCCCUUCGAGGCCAGCACCAGCGCCAUGGGCCCCUCCGACCCGCUCUUCGCGGACCCCAACGGCAACACCUACAACUCCCUCAGUGCCGUACAAAUGGAUCCCCCCGCCGCCUCCGACGACACCACCGCCGCGCCUCAUGACAAGCAGCCCCAGUCGGCGCCCUCCAAGCAGCAGCAGGCCAAGGCUGCGGCGGCCAAGGUGGCGGGCAGCGCCACCGCCGCCACGCAGCAGCUGGUGGUGAUGAUGAACAAGAUGGUGCAGCGGGCGGCGGCAGCGGCGGCGGCGCACACGCGGCAGCCGGCGCAGUGGCUGGGUCGCAGCAAGGCGCAUGGCAGCGGGCGCUGCAACACCACCAUGGCCCGCGCCAUCAACCAGCCGCGCAAGAGCUGAAGCAGAUGCGUUAAGGGAACCGCAGCGUAAGAGCUGAAGCGGACUGCGAAAGGGUGUAGUAUGGUCCUUUCAAGCGGUGUACGAUAUUACGGAGUUGGGAAUUACCUGCGGGCUACAAGUGGGCAGGAAACAGGUGCGCAGAUAACGAGUGUGGUGUAAUUCUACGGAAACGGGAGGGAAGGGAGUGGAUGAUGUAUCCUUUGUAUGUACAAUGCGCUUAGCAGGAAUGUCGUCUGCAGCUGGAGUGUAGACGGGACGUGCGGCAACCCAUGAGCAUGCUGUGGGUGCGUGUAUAAGCAGUAGACGGUUCGGUCGUAAAAAUUUGUCCUGUAGUUUUAUACUAAAUAGGUAAGCCGGGUAUGCGAAGCUUCAACAUGGCGAUUGAUAGGGCAAUGAAGUGUGUGUAGUUGAGCGUAAACAAGAGCAAGCAGUUGGGAUAGGUUCGCAUGUGAACAUGUGUGUAACUGUCACUUGCUGGUUGGUUGAUGUCUUCCGUACAGCUUGCAUGGUAGGAUGAUAUACUACAAAUUGUACAGGUUUUUCGUCUCGCUGGGAUCUCGAUCCAGGUUGUUUUCAUGGUUGUGUAGCGUUUAUUACAGUAGCAGGCAUGCCAUCCACAGUAUGCCAGCGUGGAUGCAUCUUGUGCACAACAACCCACAUGGCUGUCUUGUUGUUCGAGGAGGUAGUUUUUCGACCGGUUGUUUCGGACCCGUCGUGUGUCCUUGUAUGCAGUGUGAGGGAAGGCGGCUUCAUGCGAGGACUCGGCACGCGGCAUCCUGCCCGCUGUGCACCGGUGUCCUGGCACGUGUUGUAUAAAUAGCGUCGUAGUGCUGCCACGGGCGACUUGUUGCUAAGGUAUACAAAUGCGGCUCUUAGUAUACCUUGCUCCCACGCAAGACGUCCACCAUCCGAAUAGGCCACACACGGUUUUUGGACACCAGU
Messenger RNA from Astrephomene gubernaculifera, 1765 nucleotides. NCBI's taxonomy places the organism in Eukaryota, Viridiplantae, Chlorophyta, Chlorophyceae, Chlamydomonadales, Astrephomenaceae. The record is from the annotation of a GenBank genome assembly.